This is a messenger RNA of Hyphopichia burtonii NRRL Y-1933, 1314 nucleotides long. Its product is annotated as snoRNA-binding rRNA-processing protein. Gene Ontology annotation, biological process: maturation of SSU-rRNA from tricistronic rRNA transcript (SSU-rRNA, 5.8S rRNA, LSU-rRNA). Gene Ontology annotation, molecular function: snoRNA binding; protein binding. NCBI's taxonomy places the organism in Eukaryota, Fungi, Ascomycota, Pichiomycetes, Serinales, Debaryomycetaceae. The coding region runs from base 1 to 1314 and encodes 437 amino acids. The record is from RefSeq and is a predicted model, not a curated record. Gene Ontology annotation, cellular component: small-subunit processome; Pwp2p-containing subcomplex of 90S preribosome. The transcript has a single exon.
AUGGCCGAUAAAGUAAGAUACUACUUGGAACAGUCAGUUCCUGAAUUGGAAGACUUGCAAGACAAAGGUUUGUUCGAGAGAAAUGAAAUCACUAUGAUUAUGAGAAGAAGAACCGAUUUCGAACAGAGAAUUCAAGGGAGAGGAAGUAGACCAAGAGAUUUCCUCAAAUAUUGUGAUUUUGAAGUUAAUUUGGAAAAAUUAAGAAAGAAAAGACUUAUAAGACUUAAGUCAGUUGGGUUGAUCAAACAAAAAAGAAGUAUAAGUGAUUGGGCAGGACCAAGAAGAAUACUUUUCAUCAUGCAAAGAUCAGUUAGAAGAUUCCCUGGUGAUCUAGAAUUAUGGGCUAAAUAUUUACAACAAGCCAAAGAACAUGGUGCCAUCAAAGUUAUCUAUAGUGUUUAUUCUAGAUUAUUACAAUUACAACCUAGAAAUAUUGAUGCAUGGUUAUCAGCUGCAAGAUAUGAAUUCGAAGAUAAUUCUAACGCUAAAGGUGCUAGAGUUUUAUUCCAAAGAGGUUUGAGAUUGAACCCUGAUUCUUAUGAGUUAUGGUUGAAUUAUGCUCAAUUUGAAUUAACCUACGUUUCUAAAUUGUUGGCAAGAAGACAAGUUUUGGGUUUAGUUACUGAAAAAGAACAAACUGAAGAUUUACAAAAAGAUGAAAGAAGACGAGAAGCUGAAUUGAAUAAAAACUCAAAAGUUCUUGAUAAUGAUGAAGAUUUCAAUAAAGAUGUUAUUAGCUUACCUACUGUUAGUGCCGAUGAAGUGAAUGACCAAUUGAAUCAUCUACCAGAAGCCGAUAUGAAUAUGUUGGGUAAUGCAGAAACCAAUCCAGUUUUAAGAGGUGAUAUUGCAUUAACAAUUUAUGAUUUAUGUAUUCCUGCUAUUUUGAAAACAAUUCCAAAAAAUUCAACGAUUUCAACUCCGGAGGAUAAAGUUUUUGAAAUUUCUCAAGCAUUUUUAUCAAUUUUUGAUCAAUUUGAUAAUCUCAAUAGAGACUACUUAUAUUUACACGUUCUUACUUAUUUACAAAACAAUCAUUCUAAUGAUAUAAGAACUCCUUUAAUUGACAUAAAUUUGUCAACUAGAACUUUGAAGAUUAGUGAUGAAAAUUUUGCUGAAGUUUUACAAUUAUCAGUCAACAAAUUCAUUGCUUACAAAAUGAAGCUUAAGAAUAAUAAAGACAAAGAUGAGUUAACCAAUAAGUAUACCAGUUAUCUUAAUGAAAAGUUUUUGACUCCUUCAAUCGAAUCAAACCAAUCAAAAAGAGUUACUACCUUAUUAAAGGCCAUUAUCAAAAAAUGUCGCUCUAUUUAA